AUGGAGUGCAUCGCAAGAGCCCCAUCGUCCUUCGCCUCAUACUUCCUCGAGUCCGCGCAGAAGGCCUCCAUGAACGCCCGCGCGAUCAGCUCGUCCAUCUACCACCAAAAUGCGGCGCUUUGCCCUCCUUCCGUCGCGUCUCUCCCAGCAGCGUCACCUGCCGAUGUGCGCGCAACCACCGUCACAAUGGCGGCUCUCGAAUACAUGGCCACACAGCUCUCCCGCCACAUACGCCCACUUAAAGCCCUCAGACACUUCAUGAAAGGCAGACGGCGUACAAGCGAGGGAAGUAGGGAUGGUAAAGGCACCCGUGGGGGCGACAGUAGUGGCAGUAACGAGGGCCUUCUGGGCAUAGACGCACUGCCCCUGCCUGCAAUAGUCCCCUGCCCGGUUCCCAUCGUCGCGACCGUAGAAAGCAAUUCCAAUCGCGUCAGCGUCAUUGCUCACUCUCAGGCGGCAGCUGCUGCCGAGCCUCUCACCGCACCCAUGCUGAACGGCUCUGCGCGGCUGACGUCGUCGCUGCUGGUGUCGUUCCUCGUGAACUACUCCGUGCUCGUGUCCGACUGGUGGCAAUUCAAGUCCACAGCUCGCGAUCACCUCUUCGCCUGUCUCGGCUCGCGAUGGCCGCUCGCCGUCACAGCAGUGCACACCGCCAAUGACUCCAAUUCCGCCGCCGCUAUUGCCGCCACAGCCGCUGCCGCCGCGGCCGUCGCCGCCGCCGCCGCUGCGAAGGGAACGACGAGUACGCGAACCCGUCGCGAUCUGUCCCCAGCAUCGCUCAUCCGCAAGCUGAGUGGCUCGUGGAGCGGCCUCCGCGCGCCCGCUAAUCCGCGCGCGGACGGAUGCGGAGAGAGGACGGGGAGUGAGGAGGACGACAGCACGGAGGAGGCCGCGGAGCGAGCGGCUGUGGCGGCGUUUCGGAAAGGGGUCACUGAGGGGGACGGGCGGGGUGCGCGCGUGGCGCACGUGGUGCCGGACGGGCUGGACCCGCACAUGGUGUGGGCGCAGCGGCAGAAGGACGUGGACGCGGAAGACCGCCGGCGCGACUCGCUCGGCGAGCCCGGGUUUUCCUUCUCGGCCGCCGGGCUGCUGUUUCCGUACCACCUGGGCGUGGCGCAAUACUUGCUGGACCACGGCUACAUCACGGAGUCGACCCCCCUAGCGGGCGCGUCAGCGGGCGCGCUGGUGAGCGCGGUGGUGGCGACGGGCGUGGAGCCGCGCAGCCUGAUGCCGCUCGCCAAGCUCGUGGCGGCCGACUGCCGGAAGAACGGCACCGCGUUCCGCAUCGGGGUGCUGCUGCGAGGAGUGCUCAACCGCAUUCUCCCCGACGACGCACACAUCAAGUGCUCCGGUCGCAUCCGAGUGGCGAUCACGCAAGUGUUUGGGUCACCGCGCGGGUGGCUGGUGGACGCGUUCGAGUCCAAGGAGGACCUCAUCGACGCGCUCAUCACCUCCUCCUUCGUGCCCGGGUACUUGGAACCCCGGGCGACUACUUCCUUCCGCAACCGCACAUGCGUGGAUGGCGGAAUCUCGCACUUCAUUCCGCCCACUGCCAGCGAGCACACCGUGCGUGUGUGUGCCUUCCCAGCGAGUGGCUAUGGGCUGACAGGAACUGACAUUAACCCUGACAUGAAUACGCUCAACAACGACUGGACCAUGAGACAGUUUCUCUCCUGGGCUCUGGAGCCUGCAGAGGAUGAUGUGUGGGAUGGGCUCUUCAACAGCGGCUAUGCCGAUGCUGCCACGUGGGCCAGCACCUACACCGGCCCCGUCUACCAUCCCAUCUCUCAGAGCAACACCCACGGUCGGGUAGUUGACUUUGAGGACUGGGUAGAUGAUCUGCAGCUUUUCCUACAGUGCGAUCGGACAGACGGUCUCCUCCUGUUUGACCUCACUUUUGGUGCCUCUCUUGCCCCUGCUGCUGAUGCUGACGCGACUGUUCGCUCACAGUGGGCCACGCGCGAUGCUGCUGCUCGCCUUGCUGUGCGCCGCCACUUGCCCACCACUGAGCGUGCACACUUUAGCCAGUACAAGAGUGCUCAGACCUUGUACGACGCUGUAGUUGCACGCUACUCUUCCCCUGCCACUGCUGCACUGAGCCGCCUCAUGCUACCGUACCUCUUCCCUGACUUUGGUGCCUUUCCCACAGUCGCUGACCUCAUUACGCACCUCCGCACUAGUGACACUCGCUACCGCGCUGCGCUUCCUGCUGAGGACCACUUUCUCUCAGUUUGCCCCACCACUCUCACCGUUGACCUCCUCGAGAAGGCCCUCCUAGCGGCAGAGAAGAGCAUAGUCGCUGUAGGAGCCUCUCGUGGUGACCCUCGCACCCCCGUCUUUGAGGGGUGUUCUCCCUCCCCCCUCUUGCCCUCUGUUGCCUCUGCUGCGGCGGCCGAUCUCGUUGGUUUCGAGUCGGUCGGCGCUGCGUCUGCCCCGAGCGGGAAACGCCGCACCGGCAAGGGCAAGGGGGGCAAGGGCGCUGGAGAGGCUGGCGGGGGCGGUGGAGGUGGUGGUGGAGGCAGUGGAGGGAGUGGGGGUGGUGGUGGGAGUGGUGCCGGGGGUGGCGGGGACGGCGGCAGCAGUGGAGGCGGAGGAGGCGGCGGAGGUGGCGGAGGAGGCGGAGGUGGAGAAGGCGGCGGUGGCGGCGGCGGUGGUGGAGCCGGUCGCGACUCUGCGCAGAGGAGUGGCUCAGGUGGUGGUCCGCGCCAGGAGCAGCGGAGUGGCGUGACCCUGUCCCCUCAGCAGCUUCGUGAGUGGUACACUGCGCGUAAGCGCGGUGGGGGUUUUGGUCCCUGCACUUACGUCCUCCGUACCGGCGACCGAGCUGGUGAGCAGUGCGGUGGCCCGCACUUCACCCAGCGCUGCUUUGGUCGCCUGACGGACGCGUGGCGUUGCCAGUUCCCUGAGGCUUCCGAGAUCCCUCGCUGGGGAGAUCUGUCUAGGGCGGGGGUUGCCAUCUUUGAUCUUGACUAUGAUGCUAUCCUUGCUGCCAUGCAUUCUGUGUCUACUAGUGUUGAGAGUGACUGUUACCUGUGUGUACUGCCUGUCCCGGGCAUUGAGGCCGCUGCACAAGGUGCUGGAGAGGCUGCUGCUCUAGGUGCGUCCCGCUCCUUCUUUUGA
Closterium sp. NIES-65 is the source of this 3120-nucleotide messenger RNA. NCBI's taxonomy places the organism in Eukaryota, Viridiplantae, Streptophyta, Zygnematophyceae, Desmidiales, Closteriaceae. The record is from the annotation of a GenBank genome assembly.